Molecule: messenger RNA, 6080 nt
Organism: Effrenium voratum
Lineage: Eukaryota; Dinophyceae; Suessiales; Symbiodiniaceae
Source: the annotation of a GenBank genome assembly
UCUACAGACUGUCCCACAAUGUAAUGCCUCUGACCUGAGGACGAGAACCGGAGGGGUGAGUUGGAAGUCUAUUUCUCGCUCGUUAUCUCGCUUCCAGCUGGUUAUCUUCCUCCCUUUCACAGCCCCUGGGCUUCCAAGCACCAGAUGAGGGCUGAGGUGUAGAGUCUAUAUCCUGUAUCUUGGACACGAAGUGAGUGACAAGGAAGAUAUCAGAUCCUUUUCAUUCCCAUCUUUCCUUGCCCUUCCCACAUGCUAACUCCCUUGACCAGCCGGUGAACGAAAGAGGCUGAGGGAGGCAUGUGGAUGGAAGGGAGGAAAAGGAACGAAGAAAGAUGGGUCGCUUCACCGUGAGUUCGCUCUCAUGUAGGACCUGUUCACCUUGUCUCUCGAUUUCCAUGUGAUGAAGAGAUAAAGACAUGAGAGACAAGGCAUGGAGAGGUAGUGAGUUGAGAGAAGACAGAUCCUCCUUCCUGGCCUUGAGGCCGCGGGAGCGACAGGAAGGGUUAGGUGGUGAACCGAGAAGACGGUGUAAGGAAGAUCCAGAAAUCCAUUUCCUAUCUCUUUAUCACUUCCUACCUGCCUUCAUGACAUGCCUUUCUCUACCUUCUACCUCUGACUCAUGAAGGCACCAACAAAGCAAAUAAUGGGAAAGGAAAGCCUAUUUCUUCCUUCUCACCUCUCGGUCUUCACCUCUUGGUUCGGGAAGUGGAUUCGCAAAGACAAAGAAGUAAAUGAGAUUAGAUGGAAUGGUAAAAGCAUUGAGGAAGAGGAAUUCAUGCUUACAAUCCAAGAUUUCAUGGUCAACAGUAAAUAGGAGAUAAAAGGGUUUGAGGGAGUGGAACAGAUGUGGAACGAAGGAGUGGGAAAUAGGGAUGAAAAGGAAAAGAUCCUACAUUUUGAGGAUUUAAUAUUUGGUUUUCUUUUUACUUGCUUUUCGUUUAUAUCUUCCUUUAUCUGUUUCCUCAUCAAUUCAUACCUCUAUCCUGGAUUGCUUGGUUAGUGUUAGGACGUGAGUUAACCCACAAAGAGAAAGGUGGGUACGAACGGAUGGGGAAUUCCAUCAUUGACGGUUAUCUGUUUUCUAUUUACAUUCAUUUCCCACAUUUAUAAUUCUCUUUAAUAUUUAUUGCUUUUAUAGAAAGGUUAAUUGUCAAGGAAGGAAUUCCAAGAAUAAAAGAUUAGGAAAAGAUAUAGAAGUAACGGCCAAUGGAAGGCCUGGUAAGAUAGUGAGUUCUGUUCCUCUCCUCGCUUGUGUUGGAAGUCUUUCAUUCCCAGUUCUUACCUAUGGAUCAGGCACUUGGCAAAGGAAUGGAAAGAAGUGACUCACCAAGCGAGGAGGAGUACAUGAGGGUGAGGUACGACAGAAUGGAGAAGGAAACAGGAGAUACAUUCCAUCUCUUACUCUUUGCUUACCUUCUCUCUUUCCUGUAUCUUGGCCUUGCUUUCACCGUUGGAACGGAUAGGCACUCACUUUAGGAGUUAAUUCGCUAUCAUAUUACCUUCAUCUGUGGCAUAGCCUCUCCAUCACACACCUGACUAACUCUUGGAAAUCAUGUACCUAGGAUAGUGAUAAAGCGUCUGGAGACAAGGUUGAGAGACGGAAUGAAUUAGAGGAGUGAGAGAGGCAACGAACGGUCUGGAUUCAUCUUGGAAACUCAUUCACUGGAGAUCCAGAUAAGAUAAGAUGUGAAAAGGAAUGAUAGAAUUCUAAGAAAGACAAAUAUAAUGCAAACAAAUAAUUCUAGAAUGUAACCAAACAAAAGAAAACCAACAAACAAGAGAAUUAGAAUCCAGAUAAAGAUAUAGAAAUAGAAUGAAGGUAACCACCGACAGGUAGGAAGAGCUCUCACUCAUCUAUUUCUCUCACUUACAUCCCAUUCCUUUAUUAUCCUAAAGUUGACUCACAAAGAGAUAGGAAAUACACAAGACCUAACCAUAGGAAAAGAGGUGAUAAAAGAUACCAUGCUCUUCAGCCUCUGGGCUGUGUCAGGACAUUCCCAACAUGACAUCCACCUGCCCUCAUCUGUCUCUAUCCUUUACCUCGUCUACAGGCGGGAGGAUCUACACGGUUUGCAGGUGGCCCCAUAUCUUACCAACGAAGGCGGGAGAACAAAGAUGGCUUUAUGAGGCCCUCAAAUAGAUUGCCUUCAUUGGAAGGUCCAGCCACAAUGUGAAGAUAUAGAUGAGAUUAAUAGCUGUGACAAGUGAUUUCCAGAGGGAGAGAUAGAGGUGCUUACAGACGAAGAGAAGAAAGAAAACAAUAAAUAAAAGAAAAAAACAAUAAUAAAAAUAAAUAAUGAAAGUUGAUAGCGGACGGAGUCAAGCCUUUCUCUCCCUCAAUUCUAUCGUUUAUCCCCGCUAUCAAAUAUAACCGCCAGGAAGGGUCUUGAACAUACCCAAAAACAAGAAUCCAAAUAAAUAAUAAUUAAAUAGAAAAAUAAAAGAAAAAGAAAAUAAAAAAUAAAAGAAAAAGAAAAUAAAAAAUAAAAGAAAUACACUUUAUAAUCAUUACGACAGAGAAUUAAAAAAGGAAAGAAAAUAAAUGAAAAUAAAUAGAAAAGAGAAAGAUAUGACCGCAGGCUGGGACAGACGAGAGCCAAAUAAAAGAUUUAUCAUCAACCACUUUAUCUUUCCAGGUCAUAUUAUUUUACUAUAUUAUUUCAUUCACUAGUUAAAAAUUGUAAUCAUAAAGGCUUAGGAAUCUAUUAUUUAUUAUCUGGAUUCAUCUUUGGAAUCUCCGGUACAUUAAUAUCAGUCCUUAUAAGAAUAGAAUUAUAUUCAUCAGGAAAUAGGAUUAUAUCUCCAGAAAACCAGAACUUCUAUAAUAUAAGCAUUACAUUGCAUGGCUUUCUUAUGAUCUUCUUUUUAGUAAUGCCUGGCUUGUUUGGAGGAUUUGGAAAUUAUUUUGUACCUAUCUUUCAAGGAUCUCCAGAAGUGGUAUAUCCUAGAGUCAAUAAUUUUUCUAUCAUAAUUCUUUUACUUUCAUAUCUUUUCCUAAUCCUUUCUUUAAUCUCAGAAUUUGGAGGUGGUACAGGAUGGACAUUAUAUCCACCAUUAUCCACUUCUUUUAUGACUUUAUCACCUUCAAGUACAGGAAAUCUUAUAUUAGGAUUAUUAAUCUCUGGUAUAUCUUCAUGUCUUACAUCUCUUAACUUUUGGACAACAAUUCUAAAUCUGAGAUCUUAUUAUCUUAUAUUAAAGACUAUCCCAUUAUUUCCUUUCUCUUUCUUGAUUACAGCUUUCAUGCUUUUAUUAACAUUACCUAUCUUAUCUGGUACACUUCUUUUAAUGUUGGGUGAUCUUCAUUCUAAUACACUUUUCUUUGAUCCAAUAUUUGGAGGAGAUCCUAUAUUCUAUCAACAUUUAUUUUGGUUUUUUGGACAUCCAGAAGUUUACAUCUUAAUAAUUCCUGCAUUUGGGAUCAUUUCCAUAAUAAUUUCUGGGAUUUUACAGUUAAUAAUCUUUGCUAAGCAAUCAAUGAUCUUUGCCAUGUCAUCUAUUUCUCUUCUUGGAAGUCUUGUUUGGGGACAUCAUAUGUAUACUGUAGGUUUAGAAAGUGAUACAAGAGCUUAUUUUACAGGAGUUACAAUCUUAAUAUCUUUACCAACUGGUACAAAAAUCUUUAAUUGGCUUUUUACAUAUCUCUCCAAUCCAUCUUUAUUACACCUUAGAAUUACUUCUGUCUUCUUCUUUCUUCUCUUUUUAUUAAUGUUUACUAUAGGUGGGUCAACAGGAAUAAUUCUAGGAAAUGCUGCAGUGGAUCUAGGAUUACAUGAUACAUAUUAUGUUGUAGCACAUUUUCAUUUUGUUCUUUCUUUAGGAGCUAUAAUUGCUAUCUUCUCUGGAAUAAUCUUCAAUGGAGAAAAGAUUGUUGGUACUAAGAAUUUAUUACUUUCAUCCUCAUGUACACUCUCUCUUUAUCAUUGUAAUUUAAUAUUUAUUGCUAUUCUUCUUACCUUUUCCCCAAUGCAUUUCUUAGGAUUUAAUGUUAUGCCAAGAAGAAUCCCAUCCUUUCCAGAUUCUUUUCAUUCCUGGAAUUACCUGUCAUCUAUUGGAUCAGGAAUAACUUUCCUAUCUUUUUCUUUUCUUUAUGUUUAUUUGCUUAUCUUAUAUUGUUUGUGUCUUUCCUUUUUCAUCUUUUAUUAUUCUUUUUCUUUUAUUUAUUUCUUUUGCUUUUUUAUUAUUUAUUGUAAACUUUAGAAUCUUGGAAAUUCAUAUAUUUUAUAAUCUACAACUUUAUUAUUGGCAUUUUAUAGAAAUCUUAUGGUUAUUUAUCUUUCUAGUCUUUUAUCUCUCUUUCAUUCCCUUCUCUCUCAUUUGCUCUCUUCCUUCGUCCCUCAGGUUCUCGCUUCGUCAGUCAUCUCUCUUCCACAGUGGAUAGGAUACAGAGCCAACGGCGGUGAGUGGAGGAACAGGUGGAAGAGAUAGAGGGAGAAGGGACACUUCGUUCUUAUCAUAUCCUUUCCCUUCUUUGCUUUAUUGUCGGGCAUUUCUUUUAUCAUUUUAUUUCUGAGGUACGAAGGGAAGAUAAUAACGCCCGACAAAGCAAAGAGAUAAUGGGAAAGGAAAGGACGAGAGACGGAGUUAGGCCAGUGGCUGACCAUGAAUGAAGCAAUGAAUGAAAGGGAACGGCCUAACGUAUCUUCCUUCCUGAGCUGGGUUCUUAUGUUUGCAGAUUGUUGAUCCCAGCUCCCACAAAGACAAAGAACAGAGGAAAAGAGAAUGUGGCAGAAGGAAUGAGAUGGCCGGCGGCAUGUUGGUAAGCCUUAAUUCACGGGCUCUACCUCUCGCACGUGAAGGAUCCAGAAGUCGAGGGCAGUGAAAGAGAGAGAAUAGUGCCUGCAGACGAAGGCUGGUCCAAUGUACACCUUCAUGCCCUCGCUUUCUUCUGGUUAAUUCCUGUCACCCACUGUCCCAGUCUUCUCUAGGUCAUGUCUAUAGUCAGUCAAUAUUAUGAAUGAUGGACAGUGGAAAGAGUGACAGGGAAAUAGAUGGGAGAAGCCUGACCCUUUAUCUAUCUCUUCAUCUCAUCUCCAUUCGAUUCAAGGGUUUGCAGGCUUCUCAAGACACAGAAUGAGAGGGAAAAAGGACUUGUAUCUUCACCCAACCCUCGCUCUUCUAUCUCCCCCGCCUUCACGGCUGGUCCGACAGGAGCGAGAAGGCAAGGGGGAAGAUACCAUGGAAAAGAGAAGGGAAAGCUCUGGUCAUCGCUUUCAUUCAUCUCUACACUUCCCAUCCUCAGCUCUCUUCACUCGCUGUUUGGAUGGGUUGGAUGGAGUGUCCUUGCCAUUGCCUUCUCUUUUCCCAUUACUUCUAUUCCUCUCAUCGCUUCCUCCUAUCUCCGAAGCGAGAGGAAUGUAAUGGAAAGAGAAGAGCAAGGACAGAUAACGAACGAAGUGACUCCGCUCCGCUCUUCUCCCUCCUCUGUCGUCUGUUAGUUCCUUCAUACCCACUCCUCACUGACGUGGAACGGAUAGAGUGGGGAAGGAACCAGAGGGAGAAGAGGAGACAGCAUAUGGGGAAGCUCUUGCCUCGCUUCCUUUCCAAUCCUAGGUCAGGCAUCACGGUUAGAGAGAUGAGUCUUGACAGAGUGAAAAGGCCUGACCAAGGGAAAGGAACGGAAAGGUGUCCAAGAGAUUCAUUAUCUUCCUUUCCUUACCAUUCCCUGUCUCUCUACUCCUCCUUCACGCCUUCGUGUCAACCUCCGGCCGCGAGCGGAGAGAGAGGGUAAGGAGGAAGGCACGUAUGAAGGGAACAGGUGACCGCUCCUUCGUCACUCACAUGCCAUGCCUUUUCCUUUCAUGUUCCUUUUACCUCACAGAGAAGCACUUCUGGGAAGCAUGAAUGCAUGGCAUGGAGAGGUACGACCUAAAGACAGAGAUAAAAGGAUAGAAAUAUUGGGUCUUUCUUCUCUCACAUACACUUCCUCAUCCUAAAGUCGAGGGUUCUCAUAAAGUCAACAAAUAAUAAUAAAAAAGAAAGAAACCAAAAGAUAAAGAGAAAAGAGAAUGCUAUUCCUCUCUCUCGAUCCCUCGCUCGUUUCAUUCACUAGCUAAUACCAUUCCUUCCAAGUUCCUUAA